ACAGAACUGCCUCUGUUAAGUGCCGCAUAACACAGAUGUCAAGGGUAAUUCAGAACAUUAGCCACAAAGGGCAUGUGCUGGUUGUGACAGACAUUUGAGGAAACACUUCCCACAUGGUCCCCUGGUUUUCUUAUUGGUGUAAUCUGUCUGAAGAGGCUGGCUCUCCAGCAAGUCAGGAUGUAUGUGUGUUUACAAGAGUGUAUUUAUAUCAAAGGAAACAAAACCCCCAUGUGAGAUGAGAUGGUUUUCAUUCUAAGAAGAGCCUGGAGGGUUUGUUUGUCAGGCACAAGGAAGUCUCGGAUACUUUUCCUGAUUCUCCAAAUAACAAUAACAACAUAAACUUCCAAGAAACACAGGAAGAAUUCUCAGUAUAAGGAAUUGAAAUGGACUGCAGCUUGGCUUCUUCUAAUGGAUGAAACUUGUAGAGAUGGAAACUAAACUCUAUGAACAGAAGAAGACAUGGCCUCAUUCCACACCUGACAUAACUGCCAUUUCCCCUGAGACAUCUAAGAUAAAGGAUGAAACAAAAAGGAAAAUUCAGUGCUAUACACAGGAAACUAAUUCAAGUUCUUCCUGUAUGUCUCGUUUGAUAUACUGUGAGACACCUUUAGGACUUAGCAUGGUUGCUGAUCAGUGCUCUAUUGAUGAACAUCACGAGGAAAACCAACUGGAUGAAGAAUUAAUGGAUGCCUCAGACUACAACACAACAGAUAAUCCAAAUAAGCCUUCCCAGCCUUUUUCUAGUACACAUUCAGAUAAGAAAACAUGCAGCACUCAUGAAACCAGUCUCUUGAAACUUAAGCAAAAAGCUAUCACUUGUUCAGAUUUUAAAUGCUCAUCUCACAGGACUAUACCUAAUUUUCAGUUUGGUGAGGCAGCAGAUUUAGAAGCGCCUUCAUCAGAGGAGGAUUACGAUGUUUUCACGGAGCUGCCAAUGAGUGAGGAAGUUUUGGUAAACCUGCACAAAAUGUACAUUUCUGAAAAAAAACAAGGCCAGAUUACUAAUACAGAUGUCUUCCCUGUAAUGGCUGACAACAAUCAUGAGAAGAAAUGGAAUGAACACAAAACACCUUUGCAGAUGCUGUCUCAGAAGCUGAACAGAGAAAGAGCAGGGCCAGAUGUUUCCAAACAAACACAUCCUCUGGCGUCCUGA
Messenger RNA from Heteronotia binoei (common prickly gecko), 1153 nucleotides. RefSeq lists its product as uncharacterized. NCBI's taxonomy places the organism in Eukaryota, Metazoa, Chordata, Lepidosauria, Squamata, Gekkonidae. The transcript has 4 exons. Bases 413 to 1153 code for a protein of 246 amino acids. The record is from RefSeq and is a predicted model, not a curated record.